This is a messenger RNA of Lathyrus oleraceus (garden pea), 1314 nucleotides long. RefSeq lists its product as uncharacterized. Lineage: Eukaryota; Viridiplantae; Streptophyta; Magnoliopsida; Fabales; Fabaceae. Bases 98 to 1147 code for a protein of 349 amino acids. The record is from RefSeq and is a predicted model, not a curated record. The transcript has a single exon.
CCGUCAAAGUAAAAUUUCAAAGAAAGAAAACCAUCCCGCGAAAAUAAGUAAUAGGAGUGUUCUCUCUCUUGCAAGUAAAGGAAUCUUCAUCUUGAAAAUGAGUUCGAUUUUUCCUCUUCGUGCGGUGUGGAUUAUGGCGGCGCUGUUUCUUCUUGCUAACGCUGUCACGGUGGUGAACUGCAUCCCCAACCGAGAACUAAAUUCAAUGCUCAACACUCUCCGAUCAAGAGGCUACCAUCUCUUCUGCAACGCAAUCCUCACCUCUGAUAUCCGAUUCGAUCUUCUUUCCUUCGACGAUGGAAAUUCAAACGUUACACAUUCUUUCACUUUCUUCGCUCCCACCGAUUCCUCCCUCUUCGCACUCGACAUGACUCAAUCGGCGUCGUCUUAUACAGAUACUCUCCGUUACCACAUCAUCCCUCGCCGUCUCUCUCUUGGAGAGCUUCGCCUCCUUCCAAACGGUUACACGCUCCCUACACUUCUCCACACGCGCCAUCUUAGAGUCACGCGCCAUUUUGCGUCUUCUGAUACUUUCAUUGGCGGCGUGGAAGUAUCUUUCCCGGGAAUCUUUUACGGCCGUCACAUCGUCGUUCACGGUCUCUCUGGAAUUCUAAAUCUCCGAUCUCAUAAUAAUCACACCUCUCCGGCGCAGAUUCACUCUCCAGAUCGCCGUCAUUUCUCUUCAAGAACAACUCCGCAUUCGUCGGAAAAUCAAACGGUUCUUGAUCCAGUUUCAGUUCCAAAUUCAGUUUCGUUCAACUUCACUGACCGGCACCAAUCUUCUCAUCCGGUUGAUACUCCGGUACCAGAGCCAGCGCAAGCGCCGGAAAUCGGAAUUGUUCACGUUCAUUCUGCUGUGAAUUUCAGUAACGCUCCUUCUGUUGCGCCGGUUUUGCCUCUACAAGAUCUUACUUCAGCGAUCUCUGCUCCGCCGGAAGGAUACUCCGAUGCGGAAGCUCCGGCGCCGGUGGAUCUGGAACCGGUGGUGCAGAAGAAUAGUAGAGUUUCGUUGUUGGAAAUGGAAGGAGGGAUAGGAAUGUCGGUGAAAUCUGAAGCGUUGGAUGAAGUGGGAAAGUGUAAGACUGAAGCCGUUGGAUUGAAAAAUGAUAUUGAUAGUGUUGGUCACAUGCAAUGCUGUGCAACAUAAACUUGUUCGUGUUGGGUACAUAAUUCAUUUGAUGAAAUGAGUUCAAUUUUUUUUUGUUUGUAAUUUUGUGUUGUUUUUUACCAUUUCCUGUAAAUUUCAAAUUUCAUUGGUCUAGAAAAUUUGUUAAAGUAAUAGUUAGCAUGAGAAGCGUGGAUAGUGUUGAUCGA